Messenger RNA from Solanum dulcamara, 1629 nucleotides. Its product is annotated as acyl-coenzyme A oxidase 4, peroxisomal-like. NCBI's taxonomy places the organism in Eukaryota, Viridiplantae, Streptophyta, Magnoliopsida, Solanales, Solanaceae. The record is from RefSeq and is a predicted model, not a curated record. Gene Ontology annotation, cellular component: peroxisome. The transcript is spliced from 13 exons. The coding region runs from base 92 to 1411 and encodes 439 amino acids. Gene Ontology annotation, molecular function: flavin adenine dinucleotide binding; acyl-CoA dehydrogenase activity. Gene Ontology annotation, biological process: fatty acid beta-oxidation.
UUCCGUGCCAAAUUUUUAUCAUCUUUUCUUUCUUCUUCUUCUUCAUCAUUAUUUUCCUUCAAGAGUCGACAGCAUUCUUCCCUUUUUAUUCAUGAAAGUUCCAUCAACUAAAACUCAAGAAGAAAUGUAUAAAGAGGCGAAAAGCUCCUAUUUUGAUCUACCAGCUUUGGAUGUUUCCAUUGCAUUUCCUCAAGCAACACCAGCAUCCGUCUUUCCUACGUGCACUUCGGACUAUUAUCAGUUUGAUGAUCUCUUGACUCCUGAAGAGAGAGCCAUCAGACUGAAAGUGAGAGAGUGCAUGGAAAAAGAAAUUGCUCCUAUAAUGACAAAGUACUGGGAGAAAGCAGAGUUUCCGUUUGAAGUCAUUCCGAAGCUUGGUGCUUUGCACAUAUCUGGUGGCACUAUAAAGGGGUAUGGUUGUCCAGGCUUUUCAAUAACUGGAAGUGCUGUUGCCCUAGCAGAAGUUUCCAGAGUUGAUGCAAGCUGCGCUACAUUCAUUUUGGUGCAUUCAUCUUUGGCAAUGCUCACUAUUGGACUAUGCGGAUCAGAAAUGCAAAAGCAAAAAUACUUACCAUCUAUGGCUGAACUUAGCAGUAUAUCUUGUUGGGGUCUAACUGAGCCAGACUAUGGAAGCGAUGCAAGUGCUUUGAAGACCACUGCAACAAAGGUUGAAGGAGGUUGGAUCCUUGAAGGGCAAAAACGGUGGAUAGGAAACAGCACUUUUGCGGAUGUGUUGGUUAUUUUUGCUAGAAACACAGCCACAAACCAAAUAAAUGGUUUCAUUGUACAGAAGGAUGCUCCAGGCUUGAAAUCUACUAAAAUAGAAAACAAAAUUGGGCUGCGGAUGGUUCAAAAUGGAGAUAUCCUCCUUAAGAAAGUGUUUGUUCCUGAUGAGGAUAGACUACCUGGUGUCAAUUCUUUCAAGGAUACAAAUAAGGUGCUUGCUGUAUCACGUGUCAUGGUUGCGUGGAUGCCUAUAGGCAUGGCAAUGGGUGUAUAUGAUAUGUGUCACAGGUAUUUAAAUGAGAGGAAGCAGUUCGGAGCUCCAUUGGCUGCUUUCCAGCUAAAUCAACAAAAGCUGGUUCAGAUGUUGGGCAACAUUCAGGCUAUGCUUCUUGUUGGAUGGCGCCUUUGCAAGUUGUACGAGAGUGGUAAAAUGACUCCUGGUCAGGCUAGCUUGGGGAAAUCAUGGAAUACCUUGAGGGCUAGAGAGACUGUUUCUCUUGGACGAGAAUUACUUGGUGGUAACGGUAUCUUGGCCGACUUCCUAGUGGCAAAGGCAUUCUGCGACUUGGAGCCCAUCUAUACGUUCGAGGGUACCUAUGAUAUCAACACCCUAGUAACAGGUAGAGAAAUUACAGGUCUUCCUAGCUUCAAGCCAGCAAAAUUGAGGCCAAACAGUCGGCUGUAAUGCUUCAACCAUCUUCCUAUUCUCUGGAAAUUGUUCUGCUGAAGUUAGUGCACCUUAAAAUACUUGUUCAAAAAAAAUGCCACGGACUUGAGAAUAUUUAAUCCCUUUUAAUUUCUGGUAUCAUAAUCAUAAAGAAGUCUAUUCUAAUAAAGCGAACAUUGUUAUAUGUGAACUUGUUCGUUCUAUGUAUCGAUUUGGCUAUGUAAGCCGGUAUGCCA